This is a messenger RNA of Sebastes umbrosus (honeycomb rockfish), 5088 nucleotides long. RefSeq names its product EMSY transcriptional repressor, BRCA2 interacting (gene emsy). Gene Ontology annotation, biological process: regulation of DNA-templated transcription. The transcript has 21 exons. The record is from RefSeq and is a predicted model, not a curated record. Bases 241 to 4098 code for a protein of 1285 amino acids. NCBI's taxonomy places the organism in Eukaryota, Metazoa, Chordata, Actinopteri, Perciformes, Sebastidae. Gene Ontology annotation, cellular component: nucleoplasm.
UCCGGUGUCCUAAUUAAUCCCACGAAGAAGAAGCUAUCCGCUGCUAGCUGCAGACAACGUAAACACUGAAACAUCUCUGAUCAGAUUGAGCCUUUAUUACAGUUUAACUUCUGUUUUCUCUACCGCAGUUUAAUGCAGAAUAACUACACGAUGCUAUAGUUUAUCCAAACCUCUUCUAGUGAGCCAUGUUUGUUUGGAUGUGGGAAUAAACCAAAGGCCUUGAAGUUGUCCUGCUAACGAAUGCCCAUGAUUCAGCUGGAGAAACCAGUGCUGACUGGUACCAUGCCCGUGGUAUGGCCCACCAUCCUUGACCUGGGCAGGGAUGAGUGCAAAAGAAUUCUCCGUAAACUUGAGCUGGAGGCUUAUGCUGGGGUUAUCAGUGCCCUGCGAGCCCAAGGAGACCUGACGAAGGACAAGAAGGAUCUGCUGGGAGAACUCACUAAAAUCCUUGGUAUCUCAACAGAACGCCAUCGGGCAGAAGUCCGCAGGGCUGUCAAUGAUGAACGCCUCACCACUAUUGCAUAUCAUAUGUCCGGUCCUAACAGCUCGUCCGAAUGGUCCAUUGAAGGACGUCGGCUUGUCCCCUUGAUGCCGAGGCUGGUCCCUCAGACAGCCUUUACUGUGACUGCUAAUGCGGUGGCCAGCGCCACAGCCAACCAGAAUGCCUCCCUUCUGUUGCCAGCUGAAACAGGAAACAAAGAAGUGGUUGUAUGUUACUCCUACACAAGCACCACCGGCACCCCUACCAGCGCCACGGCGACCAGCGGCACCAUAGGAGCAACUGUGAAAUCACCACGACCACCCAGUCCUUCAUCCAACGUGGUGGUGCUGCCCAGCGGGAGCACCGUCUACGUGAAAAGCGUGAGCUGUUCCGACGAGGACGAGAAGCCUCGCAAGCGAAGGCGGACAAACUCGUCCAGCUCGUCGCCGGUGAUGCUGAAGGAGAUUACCAAGGUAUCCCCGCCGAUAUCCAAGAGCAUCACGGUGCCGGUGAGCGGCAGCCCCAAGAUGAGCAACAUCAUGCAGAGCAUCGCCAACUCGCUGCCGCCCCACCUGUCCCCCGUCAAGAUCACCUUCACCAAGCCCACCAUCCAGACCACCAACACCACCACGCAGAAGGUGAUCAUCGUGACGACUUCGCCCAGCUCCAACUUUGUGCCCAACAUCCUGUCCAAGUCUCACGCUCACAACGCCGCUCUGUCCAAGCUGGUCUCCACCUCCAUGCUGACGGCGUCCAGCCAGAAACAGACGGUGGUCUUCCCAGCCAGCGCCAGCCCCGCCAACACCGUCGCGGUGACCACGGUGGUCCCCUCGGCUCCUUCAGUGGUCAUGUCAACAACAUGUGCUACUUCAGCUGGAGUGAAGGUGGCUUCAGCCAGACUUCCUUCACCUAAGACCAUGGUGGGUUCCCCGGCUCAGAUCAUGGCCCAGUUCCCCAAACAGCAGUCCCCCAAACAGCUGCAGCAGAGCUCCUCUAUGGGAGUCUGUAGUGUGAGCCAGACCCAGACCACCAGCACCUCGCCGGGCUCCAAGCCCACCAUCCAGAUCAAACAAGAGUCCGGGGUGAAGAUAAUCACUCAGCAGGUUCAGCCCAGCAAAAUCCUGCCCAAACCUUCACAAGUGGGUUUGUCCAGCAGCACCUCGUCCCCCAUCAUGGUCGUCAGUAGCAACGGAGCCAUCAUGACCACCAAACUGGUCACUCAGUCCACAGCUACCCAGUCCACCUAUACCAGACCGACUGUCAGCCCCAGCCUCGGCGCCAGAAUAUCAGCCUCCAGUGGGACCACCUACGUCAAGACCACCAGCGGCAGCAUCAUCACCGUGGUGCCCAAGUCUCUGGCCACUCUGGGUGGGAAGAUCAUCAGCAGUAACAUCGUCUCCGGCACAACGACCAAGAUCACCACCAUCCCCAUGACCUCCAAGCCAAACGUCAUUGUGGUUCAGAAGACCACAGGAAAAGGAGCGACCAUCCAAGGACUACCUGGGAAGAAUGUGGUCACCACUCUUUUAAAUGCUGGGGUGUCGCCAAAGUUAGAAACCUUCACAUCCUACAUAAAGGGGGAGAAAGGCCUGCAGGCUGUUCAGGGGACCAAACCGGCGAUCAUCACCGCCUCCAGACCCAUCACCAAGAUGAUCGUCACCCAGCCCAAAGGCAUGAGCUCUGUAUCCCAGGCCACCGCCACCAAGAUCAUCCCAACCAAGAUCGUCUACGGCCAGCAGGGCAAGACCCAGGUUUCCUUCCAGGUUCUCAUCAAACCUAAGCCAGUCUUCCAGACGGCGGUGGUGAGCGAGCACACCAGGCAGCUGGUCACCGAGGCGCUGCAGCAGGUGACCCGCUCUGCGGAAAUCAUGCAGGGUCAAGCCUCGGGACAGGACGGGUCCACGAAGGAAGACGAGUCCUCCCAUAGCAGCGCUCAAGAGCCUCACCCUGUAGUGCACCUGGUGUCCUCCAGAGAGCAGGAUUGGACAGAGCAGGAAGUAUCCGUAGAGUCCAGCCCCACUAUUAUCUACCAGGAGGUGUCUGGUGGGGAAUCCCAGUCUGCCACCUCCACCAUCAAAGCCCUGCUGGAGCUACAACAGACAACAGCCUUUGCUAAAGCCCUCUCGGCAGUGAAGGAGAAGGCCGAGUCCAAACCCAGACAGCACACCAUCGACCUGAGCCAGAUGGCCGUGCCCAUCCAGCUGGCCCAGGAGAAGAAGCCCAGCCCGGAGUCCCCCAGGCCCUCCACCUCAGAGGCUGAACCCAGCACCGAGUACGUCACAGCAGGUAAAGUCAUCAGCAGAGUGGUCGUGCCCUCGGAGGACGAUAACGUGGUCAUGUCCUCCAGCCAGCAGCUGGGGAAGCCUUACAAAAUCAGCCAGGUUACCGUGGUAACCAAACCGGCCGCUACCGUGUCCUCAGCGAGCGCAGCUUCACACGUCAUCCACAUGCCCUCUGACAGCCAUGGUAAAACGGAGACCGUGUUAGAGGUGGGCGAGCUGGAAGGCGACACCCUGGACCCCCAAACAGGCUUGUUUUACCGCUCCAGCCAAACAGCUACAGACGCCAUGAAGCAAACCGUCCACUCUGCAGCCGCUCAGCCGCCUCCCUCGAGCCAGGCAGAGGCCGAGCAGAGCCGGCACACCUCCACCACCAUCUCCACCUCCACCUCCAUCCAGCCGCCGCCACAACUGCACAGCAAACCUCAAAUCAGCCAGCCUUCCUCUUCCUCAGCUGCCUUCCCCUCCACCCUUCUUCUGACUAAGAAACUCCCAAAACUACGAGAGCAGACUCAGCCCAAACCCCAGGCCUUAACCCAGAUUCCCAAAGACAGACCACUGACUGCACCAGCCCAAGCCGGAUUAAAGGUCACGACCCCGGUUACGCCAACAAAGCCCCUGUUGACGCCGCAGCUCCCGAAGCUCCAGCAAGCACCCACAUCCCACCACAGACCCCUGCACACACCCAUGUCCCACCCUCCUCCACUGCAGGCGCACCACCCUGUCAGCACUGAAAAGACGGCCUCCAGCCAGCAGCCAAUCAUCACACAGAGCGCCACCGUCACCAAGAUCACCUUCGGCAGCUCCCACCAUUCAUCGCAGGUCUUCAGCAGCGGCGAGGCCACCGCCAAACUGAUCCCCGAGUCCAGCUCCAGGCCCUCGGGAGACAAGCCCUCGGUGUCGGACAUCCUGAAGAUCUCCAUGAUGGAGGCGGAGAUCGAUCCGAGCACGGAGCCCAUGGUGGUGGAUUCCUCCAGCGACUGCGGCCCUCUGGGGAAAGCCAUGGAGGUCCAGGCCGUGUCAGGCACACUGGACUCGGGCCAGUUCAUCAGCAGCUCUGGGGCCUCCAUGCACCACUCCCACACAAAGCCCCAGUUCAGCUGCAUGCAGGGCCUCACAGCACAGAGGAGCAAAGAGGACCUGGAGGUCAUUGAGGUGAUUCCUCAGUACUCCAUCCUGCCGGACUCCAGCCAGUCCAACGUGGUGGUGGAGCCCAGCGGCUUCCUGGAGAUCACCAACUACACCAGCCAGCAGCUGGAGGAGGACAGCCCCAUGGAGCAGGAGGUGGACAGCAGCAACGACGAGGCCACGGCAGCCAGUCCUCCUGACCAACCAUAGACACAGACCAAGUGGACAAAGACUUUCUGGCUGUUUUUUUUUUUAUAGUGAAAGAGCAAAAAUGCUUUCUGUUUUUGUGUCAAAUAUUAGUUUGUUCAUAAUAACUUUUUUUUUUUUCCUCACCACAACUAAAGGCACAUGUGUUUUUUAUUGGCAGUGAGGCACGCUGGAUGUAAAAUGUGGGAGCGAGGUGAAAGGAUUAGUUUUAGUGCGGCCCCAGACAGUUGGAAAGCAGCCUCUCCAAACAAACUCCAGGACAGCUACACAUCCAUGAAAUUGAUUAUUUGGAAGUUUUUGGCACCGUGCCUUGUGCCAUUGGACAUCAUUUCAGAAACAUACAGCCGGAUCAAACCACUGCAGUGUCCAGAGUAUUUCAAAUAUGUUCCUCGAUGUUUGUACAAAGCGACUCUGCCGUUGAUGGACAUCUUCUUUUGAUGACCUUGACGGUUUUACCACCAGAUGAGCAGUAUUUUUUUUUGACUGAGGUGCAGCUUUUUAACAGUAAAAUCUCUUAUAACACUUAUGGUAUGAGAGAACAAAGCUGGAGCGGAUUGAAAUUGCUGCGUGGAAGGAACAUAAACCAGAAGAGUCCUGGAGGAAUGAUAACAUAUGUGUUACUCUUCAUUGUAACUGAUGUAAUGUAAAAAAGAAAAAAAGCAUUAAGCAAUGUACCUUUUUUUUGUAAAAUAUAUUCUGGAGUCUAAAAGGUUGCAGUGAGAAUUUCACCAAGUAUGCAUUUGCUUCUGCAUAGUGUGUUUUAAACUAUGCAUUUCUUUUAUACCUUUUCAAACCAGAUGACUAGUUGAGAAAAAAUCAUUUAAUCUGCACAAUAAAUCCGCUGAGUAGAACACGUCAGUUUAUACAGUUUUAUUGGUUGCAAACAAAAUUAGCUUUUGGAUGUAGAAAGACAAAAUGAGGGAUAAACAGUGUAAUGCUGUGUGCAUCACAACAAUACAUUUUUGUGUUUAUAAAAAUACUGUGCUUUGAAUA